AAAACAAUAGUUGAUAUUGAAAACAAAGAUGAGAAAUGCUUUCUUUGGUGUAUACUUAGGUAUCUUCAUCCUAAGGAAAGAGAUGAGGAAAGACUAACAGAUUUGAAAAAGUAUGAGAAUUCUCUCAACACCAAAGGAAUUAAUUUUCCAAUGAAAUUAAAACAUAUUUCCAGAUUUGAAAAACUGAAUCCAUCUCUUCCAGGAAUAAAUGGUUUUUUUCAGUUAAUGAUAACAAAAAGUUUUAUCCUUUGAAAAUGGCGGAGAAAGACUGUCAAAAUACUAUCGACUUGUUUUUAUAUGAAGAAGAAGGUGUUUCCCAUUAUUCACUAAUUAAAAGCUUUACUCGUUUGGUUAAAUCACAAAUAACUUCAAGUAAGAAUGGUUUAUUUUAUAUUUGUAAGAAAUGUUUUACUCAUUUUACUAAGUAUGAAUUAUUACAAAAACACAUCUCAUAUUGUUCAUCAAAUGAAACAGUUUCUGUGUGUACGCCACCAACAAACAUGAUGUUAUGUUUUAACAAUUACCACAAACAGUUGCCAGUUCCUUUUGUAGUUUAUGCUGAUUUUGAAUGUUUUACCAAACCAAUGAAUACUUGCAGUCCUAACCCGGAAAAAUCAUAUACUUACAAUUAUCAAAAGCAUGAACCAUCAGGAUUUUGUUUUUAUAUCAAAGGAAUAGUUCCUGAUAUAAAAUUUGAACCAAUUAUUUACACAAAAACCAAAAGUACUGAUGACAUUUCUAAAAUAUUUGUUACUAAACUUGCAAAAGUAACUAAUAAGAUAUAUAAUGAUUUUUAUCGUCGUCCAAUACUUAUUAAAUUAACACACUCCGAACAAAUAUCCUUUGAUAAAGCGGAAACUUGUCAUAUUUGUAAGAAAGAAUUACUCACUGAUAAAGUUAGAGAUCAUUGUCAUUUUACUGGACAAUACCGUGGAGCUGCUCAUAACAGUUGCAAUCUCCAGUGAGGGAAGCCAAUGAUUCUUCCAGUUAUAUUUCAUAAUCUUCAAGGGUAUGAUGCUCAUUUGUUUAUAAAACAACUUUCUACUAUUCCAGGUGAGUUAAACUGUAUUCCAUCGAUAGAAGAAAAGUAUAUUUCCUUUUCCAAAAAAAUUAAAGUUGAUGAGUAUAAAUCUAGUCGCACUGGAAAGUCUAUUUCAUUGUAUUUUGAAAUACGGUUUAUUGAUUCAUUUAAGUUUCUUCAAACGAGUCUUGCCAAUCUUGUUGGUAAUUUACAACCAGAUGAUUUUCAUAAUACAAAAGAAAUAUUCAGGGAAAAUAUAGAGUUAUUAACUCGUAAGGGAGUUUAUCCUUAUGAUUAUGUUUCCUCAAUGGAAAAACUAUCUGAAACACAACUACCUCCAAAAGAAGAAUUCUAUUCAAAACUAAAUGAUGAAGGUAUAUCAGAUGAUGAUUAUCAACACGCUAUUAAUGUCUGGAAUACUUUUAAAUGUAAAACAAUUAAAGAUUACAACGAUCUUUACCUAAAGUCUGAUGUUCUCUUGUUGGCAGAUGUAUUUGAAAACUUUAGAAAAACUUGUCUCCACCAUUACAAUCUAGAUCCAGCGUAUUACUAUACAUCUCCUGGGCUAGCCUGGGAUGCAUGUCUCAAAGAAACAGGUCAAGAAUUACAACUGUUGUAUGAUUAUGAUAUGUUGAUGAUGUUUGAAAAAGGUAUUCGUGGAGGAAUAUCACAUAUAUCAAAAAGAUAUGCAGAAGCAAAUAACAAAUACAUGAAAGAUUAUGGUCCUGAUAAACCUUCUACUUAUAUUCAAUAUCUUGAUGCUAAUAAUCUUUACGGAUGGGCAAUGUCACAAUCACUUCCAACACAUGGAUUUAAAUGGAUGAGAGAUUUAAAAAAAGAAACUGUAAUGGACAUCCUAGAGAAAGCAAAUCAUAGUAUGAUAAAUCCAAGGAAAGUUAAAGGAUAUAUAUUUGAAGUAGAUUUGGAAUACCCCCCUGAUUUAUGGACGGCUCAUAAUGACUAUCCUCUAGCACCUGAGAAAAUGAUUGUUAACGGUGUUGAAAAACUAAUUUGCCAUUUUAAACCGAGGAAAAACUAUGUAGUACAUUAUCGGAAUUUGAGACAAUAUCUUGAGAUGGGAAUGAGAAUAACUGCUGUUCAUAGAGGAAUAUCUUUUAAUCAGAGUUGUUGGAUGGAACCUUACAUUAGAAAGAAUACUGAACUUAGGAAAACAGCAGCAAACAGUUUUGAGAAAGACUUUUUUAAACUGAUGAAUAAUUCAGUAUUUGGAAAAACAACAGAAAACAUAAGGAAACGACAAAAUAUAAUACUUGUUGAUAAUCGUCAGAAAGCUGCAAAAUUAACAAGUCGUCCAAACUUUGUCCGCUCAACAAUAUUUGACCGUAAUCUUAUUGCUGUACAUAUGAAGAAAACUGAAGUAUACUUUAACAAACCAGUGUAUGUUGGACAAGCAAUUCUAGAUCUGUCAAAAACAUUAAUGUUUAAUUUUCAUUACAACUAUAUUCAAAAGAAAUAUAAACACAGGGCUGAGUUAUUGUUUACAGAUACCGACUCGUUGAUGUAUAAGAUUUAUACAGAUGAUUUUUAUAAAGAUAUAUCCCAUGAUAUAGAAACCAAGUUUGAUACGUCAGAUUAUCCUACUGACCACCCAACUGGAAUACUGACAGGAGUUAAUACAAAAGUAAUAGGAAUGUUUAAAGAUGAAGUAGCAGGAAAACAAAUUACUUAUUUUGUUGGAUUGCGUCCUAAGCUAUAUAGUUUUAAAAUAGAGGAGAGUAAAGAAGUUCGUAAAUGUAAAGAUAUAAAGAAAAAUGUUGUAAAAAAGGGUAUAGAAUUUGAAGACUAUGUACAUUGUUUAUUUUCUGGUGAGAAGCAAAUGAGAUCGAUGAAAAUUAUAAGAAGUGAAAAUCAUGAUAUAUACUCAAAAGAAGUCAAUAAAAUUGCUUUGAGUAAUGAAGAUGACAAGCGCACUGUGAUGGAGGAUAAAGUAAAAACUUUAGCUUUAAGAUAA
Messenger RNA from Porites evermanni, 2993 nucleotides. The record is from the annotation of a GenBank genome assembly. NCBI's taxonomy places the organism in Eukaryota, Metazoa, Cnidaria, Anthozoa, Scleractinia, Poritidae.